Pelodiscus sinensis (Chinese soft-shelled turtle) is the source of this 1613-nucleotide messenger RNA. RefSeq names its product transmembrane protein 204 (gene TMEM204). Gene Ontology annotation, cellular component: plasma membrane. NCBI's taxonomy places the organism in Eukaryota, Metazoa, Chordata, Testudines, Trionychidae. The record is from RefSeq and is a predicted model, not a curated record. Gene Ontology annotation, biological process: regulation of vascular endothelial growth factor receptor signaling pathway; lymph vessel development; smooth muscle cell differentiation.
UUCCUCUCUGUUGAGAGAAAGAGGAGGAGGGGAAAAAACCACUUCCUCAGAGCAGAGUUUCUACUCUCAAGCCUCUUUCACUCGCUGCUCUGACAGUGUGAGAGAAACCGGAGAGGAGCAGAUUCCUCAGGGUACUUCAAACUUCCAGAGCACUUUGGAGAUGAAGGCAUUCAUUUCAAAUUCGGCUUGGCUUUUAGAAUGAAGUUUCCCUCUGUUUGUGGGAUGUUCUGAGUUUUGCGGCUGAAAAAACUUGCAGAGCUGUUGUUGCAUGACUCUCCUGUGAGUCUCUUUCUCCCCUUACGGCUGCAUUCUGAAGAAUUGGGGCACUGUGUUUGCAAGCAUUUCAGUCUCCGUUUUCCCAGGAACAACCCAGCUUUUCUUACUUUCAAGACUCUGGAUACUCUCUGGCUUUGCCUUGUCCCACAAACAAUGGACCUCCUUGUUCUUCAGGUCACCACAGGACUGGCUUUGCUCAUCCAGGCGCAGGAAGGUGGAUAAGGCACAGCUUGGAAAGACAGAGACCAGCAAGCUCUCCUUGUCUUUGUAUUUUAUGGAAUUCUUCUACCUACCUGAUGCUGUUCUUACCUGCUCGGCCAGACAGACCUUAGGAGUCACCUUUGAGAAUGAACGGUGAUGUUCUCUAGCCCCCCAUAACACCAUACUGCAGCUGCCUCCUACUUCAAGUCCUACUUCAAUGUGCUGCAGCUCAUCAGGACCUUGGAUCUUCUGCAAAUAGAGACUGGCAGCGAUCGACAGUCAGAUAUGACUAUCCAGAAACUGGUAGCCACAGCAGUGUUGGUAGCCCUGGUCUCACUUAUUCUUAACAACGCAGCUGCAUUUACUCCCAACUGGGUGUACCAGACCCUGGAGGAUGGGCGUAAGCGCACUGUGGGGCUAUGGAAGAUGUGCUGGCUGGCAGAGAAGGGCAGAGGAGGUGCAGGCACAAGCACCAGACAUGGGCAAGGGGAGGAGCGAGAGUGUGAAUCCCUGGGCUGGGGUUCAGAGUCAGCCGGGUUCCAGGAAUCUCGUAGCACUGUCAAACUGCAAUUUGACAUGAUGCGGGCCUGUAACCUUAUUGCUACUGUCGCCUUGACUGCUGGUCAGCUCAUUUUCGUCUUGGGUCUAGUGGAACUGCCUAUUAUUCCACAGGAUACCCAGUGGUGGGAAGAAGCCAUAGCUGCUGUGUUCCAACUUGCCAGUUUUGUUCUGGUCAUUGGAUUGGUAACUUUCUAUCGUAUCGGACCCUACACCAACCUGUCCUGGUCUUGCUAUCUGAACAUUGGGGCCUGCCUCCUGGCCACACUGUCAGCUGCCAUCCUCAUAUGGAACAUCCUUCACAGGCGGGAGGACUGCAUGGCACCUCGGGUCAUUGUCAUUAGCCGCACCCUGACUGCUCACUUCCGCCGGGGGCUGGAGAAUGACUAUGUUGAGUCACCAUGCUGAGAGUAUGUGCUUGAAAAGGAAGUGUCCUCUGCUGAGACUUGCAUUGGAAUUCUUUUCUAUUAAGUAUACACUGUAAUUUAAAAGUAAGUGUUUAAGGACAUCACAAAGCUCACUUUUUUUUGAAAGAGGCCCUCAAUUAUUAUGUGGAUGGGCUCCAUCUAUCAAUCUAU